UAGGGUGAAGGGCAGCAUGGGUAAUGGGGUUCUGUAUUAUACAAGAUGCUCGCCGGAAUUUCAUUCAGACUCUGGAUCUCUUGGUCUGUUUCCAUGGACACAUCUGUUUCACGCUGAAGAGUUCUAUCUCUUUGAUCAAUAGAAAGAGAUGUUGUGUCCCGCUUUCCCACAGAACCCGGCUCUCCUCCCUUCCCUGCUCCUCUCCCUCCUGCCGCUCCGGAGGAGCAUGUGGCCGACCGUGGCUCUCCUGCUGAUCGGAGGCUCUGCGCUGAUCCAGGUGUCGAUGCAGGGUCCACACCAGCGCACCCUGCUGAGGGAGUUGCUCAAGGACUACAACCGCAUGGAGAGGCCGGUGGCCAACGACUCGCAUACCCUGACCGUGAACUUAUCCAUGAUCCUCGUGCAGAUCAUGGACGUGGACGAGAAGAAUCAGGUCCUCACCACCAACGUCUGGCUGCAGAUGCACUGGUACGAUCACUACCUGCAGUGGAACCAGUCGGCCUAUCCGGGGGUGAAGAACCUGAGGUUCACCACCGACCAGAUAUGGACCCCCGAUAUCCUCCUGUACAACAGUGCAGAUGACAAGUUUGACUCCACAUUUAAGACCAAUGUGAAGGUGAACUCAAACGGCUUUUGCCAGUACCUGCCCCCAGGCAUCUUCAUGAGCACGUGCAACGUGGACGUGCGCUGGUUCCCGUUCGACAUCCAGAAGUGCGAGCUCAAGUUCGGGUCCUGGACCUUCGACGGCUGGCUGCUGGACCUGCAGAUGACCGAUGCUGACAUCUCGGGGUACAUGGCCAACGGGGAGUGGGACCUGGUGGGGGUUCCGGGCAGCCGGAACGAGGUGUUCUACGACUGCUGCAAGGAGCCGUACCCCGACGUGACCUUCACCGUCACCAUCAGGCGCCGCACCCUGUACUACGCCCUCAACCUGCUCAUCCCCUGCGUCCUGCUCUCCUCCAUGACCCUGCUCAUCUUCCUGCUGCCCGCCGACUCGGGGGAGAAGAUCUCUCUGGGAAUCACAGUGCUUCUGUCACUCACUGUAUUCAUGCUGCUGGUUGCUGAGAUUAUGCCGGCCACAUCAGACUCAAUACCGCUAAUUGGCCAGUACUUCGCGAGCAUCAUGAUCAUCGUGGGCAUGUCCGUGAUCGCCACGGUGAUAGUGCUCCAGUACCACCAUCACGACCCCAACGGAGGAAACAUGCCCAAAUGGGUGCAGCUGAUCUUGCUGCAGUGGAUUGCCUGGUUCCUCCGGAUGAAGCGUCCGGGGGAGAGCGACGACCCGGACCGCCCCCCCUGCGCCCCCCACCUGCGCCGCUGCUCCUCCGGCUCCCAGAGCGGGAGCCUCGCCAAUCCCGCCGGGCACCACGCCCCCUUCCAGCCCGGCCACGCCCACCCCGGCCACGCCCACCCGCACGCCCAGCCCAGCGCCAACAACGGCACCCUGCUCUACAUCGGCUUCCAGAACCUGGACGACCCGGUGGCCGACUCCGCCCAGAGGGGCGGCGGCUUCGCCCAGAGGGCGGGGCCCGGGGGCGGGGGCGGGGGCGGGUCCGGGAGCCCCCCGCCCCACCUCCCCUCCCAGUUCUGCAGCCCGCCUCCGCCCGCCCCCAACCUGGAAACCAUGGGCUGUGCCAGCACCGUCUCCGGCGGGUUUGGGCUGGGGGUGCCGGGGGGGCCGGGGGGGCUGGGGGGCGUGGCGCCGGGCUUCCAGGGCGGGACGGGGGACCCGCAGCUGCAGGCCAUCCUGGAGGAGGUGCGCUACGUGGCCGACCGCUUCCGGGAGCAGGACGAGAACGAGGGCGUGGCCGAGCAGUGGAAGUUUGCGGCGGCCGUCAUCGACCGCCUCUGCCUGGUGGCUUUCAGCGUCUUCAACAUCAUCUGCACCAUCUCCAUCCUCAUGUCCGCGCCCAACUUCGUGGAGGCCGUCUCCAAGGACUUCAUCUGAGAGGGAGAGGCGGCGGGUGGGGCUUACUGUUGGGGGGCGAGGCUAGAAAA
This is a messenger RNA of Anguilla anguilla (European eel), 1998 nucleotides long. RefSeq names its product cholinergic receptor, nicotinic, alpha 11 (gene chrna11). The coding region runs from base 149 to 1948 and encodes 599 amino acids. Gene Ontology annotation, cellular component: neuron projection; synapse; postsynaptic membrane. Gene Ontology annotation, biological process: nervous system process; monoatomic ion transmembrane transport; signal transduction. Gene Ontology annotation, molecular function: transmembrane signaling receptor activity; acetylcholine-gated monoatomic cation-selective channel activity. The record is from RefSeq and is a predicted model, not a curated record. NCBI's taxonomy places the organism in Eukaryota, Metazoa, Chordata, Actinopteri, Anguilliformes, Anguillidae. The transcript has 11 exons.